Lecanosticta acicola is the source of this 252-nucleotide messenger RNA. Lineage: Eukaryota; Fungi; Ascomycota; Dothideomycetes; Mycosphaerellales; Mycosphaerellaceae. The record is from the annotation of a GenBank genome assembly.
AUGGCCAAGGUGGACCCCAAGAGCAAUGAGGUGCUCACUAAUUCUGAUCGCCAAUACGCUGUGGUGGAGGAAGACGAGAAACGGGACCCUGAAGCUGUGAUGGCGAUUCACGCUACAGCGAAUAUCGCACUUUUGCUUGUUGAGGGACCGGUCAAGCGAAGGCUCAAAGAGUUCGAAGAUUACGGAUUCUCUGAAGGCUCGGAGACAAAGUCAUCAGACGUGGCCAUCACACGCGACAGGCGACCAAUCUGA